Pyricularia pennisetigena is the source of this 1770-nucleotide messenger RNA. RefSeq lists its product as uncharacterized. Gene Ontology annotation, biological process: actin filament organization; endocytosis. Gene Ontology annotation, cellular component: plasma membrane; endosome; clathrin vesicle coat. NCBI's taxonomy places the organism in Eukaryota, Fungi, Ascomycota, Sordariomycetes, Magnaporthales, Pyriculariaceae. The transcript is spliced from 4 exons. Gene Ontology annotation, molecular function: phospholipid binding; clathrin binding. The coding region runs from base 1 to 1770 and encodes 589 amino acids. The record is from RefSeq and is a predicted model, not a curated record.
AUGUCGAGGGUUAUGAGGAGUGUCAAGAAUGUUACCAAGGGGUACUCAAAUGUGCAGGUCAAAGUGCGCGAGGCAACCAGCAACGACCCAUGGGGACCGACGGGGACUCAGAUGAGCGAGAUCGCUCAACUGACAUUUAAUUCGUCAACCGAGUUCUAUGAAAUUAUGGACAUGAUAGAUAAACGCCUCAACGACAAGGGCAAGAACUGGCGCCAUGUGUUGAAGGCGCUCAAGGUCCUGGACUAUUGUCUUCACGAGGGCUCGGAGCUGGUGGUCACCUGGGGCAAACAGAACAUCUACAUCAUCAGGACGCUGCGCGAGUUUCAAUACAUCGACGAGGACGGCAGGGAUGUGGGCCAGAAUGUUCGAGUUGCCGCCAAAGAGCUUACUUCCUUGCUCAAUGAUGAGGAGAGACUUCGGGCCGAGCGCAGUGACCGGAGAUCAUGGAAGUCGCGCGUUACUGGACUGGAGGAGUACGCGCCACAUCAUCACCCGGAUUACCAUGGCGGGUCUUCAGGGCGAGGUGGUCACCGCGAGCGCCCGCGCCACAUGAACGACGAAGACGAUACCGAGUACAGACUCGCAAUCGAAGCAAGCAAGCACCAGGAGGAGGAGGACAGAAGGAAACGAGAAGGUAGGCAGGGCCACGAGUCGGACGACGACGACCUUGCCAAAGCCAUUAAGCUCAGCAAAGAAGAGGAAGAGCGUCGCCGAAGGGAACUCGAGGUAUCGGCGAACAACUCGUCCAUCUUUGAUGAAGAUCUCAUCCAGGUCAACCAGCAGCCACAGCCGACGGGAUUGAACCAAGGCUACACGCAAGGGAAUGCAGUCGACUUCUUUGCGAACCCCAUUGACCAGAACCAGAUGCAGGCCCAGCCGACAGGAUUCAUGAACAACGCAUACACGGGAUUCCAGCCCCAGCAGACUGGAUUUCCGAAUGGAUACUCGAACCAAGGUUUCGACCCCUAUGGCCAGCAGCAGAACAUGCAACAGCAGAACAUGCAGCCAUUUCAAGCUCAGCCUACGGGCUACAACCCAUAUGCCCAGCAACAGCAGCAACAGCAGCAGCCGCCGAUGCCGAUGCAGCAGUCAGAACCCCCUCUCCAAGCCGGGAGCAACAACCCUUGGGCCACAAACAAUAAGCCUGCCCAACAGCAGGUUCCCAUGCAGACUGGGUCCAACAACCCAUUCGCGGCAAAGCCUUCACCCUUCAAGGCGAACUCCAUGUCGACAAUGUCGACGCUUGGCAGCUUGCCUGAGCAAAAGACUCUUUCUUCCUUUAACAACAACAACCAAGCAUCGCCGUUCCAACUGCAACAGCAGAACUCUUUCCCCAAGCCCUCAUCAUUCCCAGCUUCGCCGCAGCAGCAGACACCGCAAAAGGAACUCAGCGAACAUGAGGCGCGGCUGAACCAGCUCCUAGCUAAUGGCGACGGCAUGGACACUUUUGGAAACGUUGGGCAAACCCGAAUCCCAGCUCAGCAUACCGCGCCUGGUACUUUUGUCAACAGUGCAGGUAUAGGCGCUGCUCGUCUCACAGCAGAUGCCACAGGCAACAACCCCUUCCUGCGAACGCAAUACACGGGAAUGCCAAACGUCACAUACGGCGGUCAGCAACAACAACAACCGCAGAUGCCUGCCGCAACAGGCCCAGCAGGCAUGGGCAUGGGUGCAAAUGGCUUUGGUGGUAUGGGGCAACAAAGCACGAACAACCCUUUUGCCCCACGGCAACAGCAGCAGAAUGGACAGGGUGAUUUGAUCCAAUUCUAA